CGGCCCGCCCCGCUAUUCUGGCCGGUGGGCCAUGCAGGGGAGGCUGCCGGCGGGUAGGGGCGGCGCGGGGUCGCAGGGAGCCGGGCUCGUCCGCACCACGUGCAGCAGCGGUGGCGGGUCCGGGGCCGGCGCCGGGCAGCCCGGCGCGAGGCCCUCGGAGGGGCCGCUGGACCCCGUCUACCCCCGCACUUAUGGGGCCCUGCUGAAAGUGGCGCAGAUGGUCACUCUGCUGAUCGCCUUCAUCUGCGUGAGGAGUUCUGUGUGGACCAGGUACAGUGCCUACAGCUACUUUGAAGUGGUCACCAUCUGCAACUUGAUAAUGAUCCUCGUCUUUUACCUGGUGCAUCUCUUCCGUCUCUACCGCGUGCUCACCUGCAUCAGCUGGCCCCUGUCGGAACUUCUGCACUAUUUAAUCGGUACCCUGCUCCUCCUAAUCGCCUCCAUUGUGGCAGCCUCCAAGAGUUACAGCCAGAGCGGAUUGGUAGCUGGAGCGAUCUUCGGUUUCGUGGCCACCUUCCUCUGCCUGGCGAGCAUAUGGCUGUCCUACAAGAUCUCGUGUGUGACCCAGUCAACAGAUGCCGCUGUCUGAGGACACCCUGCGCCCCGGCCCGAGGCAGGCCCUGAGACGGGAGCGUCGGGGGGCCGGCACCCAGGACGGGCUUCUGAACCUCUGCUCCUGUGCCAAAGCCCUGCCCACACUGCUGGGCACAAGAGGGGCCCUCGGCGUCCUCCU
Messenger RNA from Acinonyx jubatus (cheetah), 733 nucleotides. RefSeq names its product CKLF like MARVEL transmembrane domain containing 7 (gene CMTM7). Lineage: Eukaryota; Metazoa; Chordata; Mammalia; Carnivora; Felidae. The record is from RefSeq and is a predicted model, not a curated record. The coding region runs from base 32 to 589 and encodes 185 amino acids. Gene Ontology annotation, cellular component: membrane. The transcript is spliced from 5 exons.